ACGAGUGGAUACGAUGGUCUACGUACAAAAGAUUCCAGAGGAUAAAAGCCAUUUUGAUUUGUCGUUUUAAUGCCUUCCAUUUUUAAAAAGAAAGAUUACUAACGCCGACUCUCUAAAACUCUCUCAAACCAUAAAAAAUAUUCUCCGAUCAUCAUUUUAAUGGAGAGUACAGAUUCUUCCGGUGGUCCUCCGCCGCCGCAACCAAACCUCCCUCCAGGAUUCCGGUUUCAUCCAACAGACGAAGAACUUGUAAUUCAUUACCUCAAACGCAAAGCAGAUUCUGUUCCUUUACCAGUCGCGAUCAUCGCCGACGUUGAUCUUUACAAAUUUGAUCCAUGGGAACUUCCCGCGAAAGCUUCGUUUGGAGAACAAGAAUGGUAUUUUUUCAGUCCAAGAGAUCGGAAAUAUCCCAACGGAGCUAGACCUAACCGAGCUGCGACUUCCGGUUAUUGGAAAGCGACUGGUACAGAUAAACCGGUGAUUUCAACCGGCGGUGGUGGUAGUAAAAAAGUGGGAGUUAAAAAGGCUCUAGUGUUUUACAGUGGUAAACCACCAAAAGGAGUUAAAUCAGAUUGGAUUAUGCAUGAAUAUCGGUUAACUGAUAAUAAACCUACUCAUAUUUGUGACUUCGGCAACAAGAAAAACUCUCUCAGGCUUGAUGAUUGGGUGUUGUGUCGUAUCUACAAGAAAAACAAUAGUACAGCAUCUAGACAUCAUCAUCAUCUUCAUCAUAUUCAUCUAGAUAAUGAUCAUCAUCGUCAUGAUAUGAUGAUUGAUGAUGAUCGAUUCCGUCAUGUUCCUCCUGGUCUUCACUUCCCGGCGAUUUUUUCUGACAAUAAUGAUCCGACGGCUAUAUAUGAUGGUGGCGGCGGCGGAUACGGAGGUGGAAGUUACUCGAUGAAUCAUUGUUUCGCAUCUGGAUCAAAGCAGGAGCAGUUGUUUCCACCGGUGAUGAUGAUGACUAGUCUAAAUCAAGAUUCCGGUAUUGGAUCGUCGUCGUCACCUAGCAAGAGAUUUAACGGCGGCGGCGUUGGAGAUUGUUCGACUUCUAUGGCGGCGACGCCGUUAAUGCAGAACCAAGGUGGGAUUUACCAAUUGCCUGGUUUGAAUUGGUAUUCUUGAAAACAAUUUACGAUGAAGAAUUUUUAAAAUUUGUGUAUAUAUAUACGGUUUGAGUGAUUAGGGGGCAUUGGGGGAUUUAUUUACGGUUGAUUAUUAUUGUAGUGUUAUAGAACUAAGGAGAUUAAAUUAAAUAGAUUGGAGGAGAGGUAUAAGGUAACAUAUAGAAAUUAUACAACAAUAGUUUAAAUAUUCUUUUCUUUUCUUUUUCAUGUUAUUAUUUUUACUAAUGUAUAGGUGAUGAUUAUACUUAGAUGUUUGUAGCUUGUAUAAAUUAAUGCAUGCAUAUAUAUAAAAAUAUAUUAACAGUUAUAGAAACUAGAUUACCCUUGUGCUUUUCUUCAGCUAUUUAUUUUCAGUACUAUCAGCUUCAACAUUCGCAUGUUUUGCUGCAAAUUUUAUUUUUUAAAAACAUGAUUUUAAAGUGACAUCAGAAAUACUAUUUGGUAGAAGACCCUAACUUAUAAGAAACAGACGAUAAUGAAACUAUCUGGCGGAGCUUUUAUUUGACUUUGUCGAAAACAUGUUCGGAACCAAAUCUUGGCAAUCAAAAUAAGUGGAGAUAAAAGAUACGACAAAG
Molecule: messenger RNA, 1699 nt
Organism: Arabidopsis thaliana (thale cress)
Lineage: Eukaryota; Viridiplantae; Streptophyta; Magnoliopsida; Brassicales; Brassicaceae
Gene: NAM
Product: NAC (No Apical Meristem) domain transcriptional regulator superfamily protein
Exons: 3
Coding region: 160-1122 (320 amino acids)
Biological process (GO): seed development; regulation of DNA-templated transcription
Cellular component (GO): nucleus
Molecular function (GO): DNA binding; sequence-specific DNA binding
Source: RefSeq, marked reviewed